AUGUCGUUAGUCGGUGUAUCGACAUCGACUUUAACAGAAUUCGAGCAGCAGUAUUCUCUUCAAACAGCUGAGGUGACAUCAACUAUAGCUCGCUUGCCGUCAUUGCCAGUAUCAGAACGACCAGCCAGUGUGCAAGCUGUACAACGUGUUCUGACAGAUGUGGCUGAACUACUGGAGCAGAUGGAACUCGCUGUGCGAGAUUUAGCUGCUGGAAGUGCUGAACGAACUAAAUACGAACUUCGCGUCAAGAGUUAUCGUAACGACAAACGUCUUUUGGACAGCGAGCUUGAGAAAGCCAUUAAGCGUCUACGCGAGGCUGCAGAUCGAGAUGAAUUACUCGCUUAUGAUGAAGCAGUGGAGAUGGACCAACAGGAAGAGCAACUGAUAGCGAAUACUGAGCGAUUAGAGAGAUCAUCGAGGAAAAUUCAAAAUGCAUAUCGCAUGGCUGUUGAAACUGAACAGAUUGGAACAGAAGUGUUGGGAAACUUGUCUCAACAAAGGGAAACAAUAAGUCGAGCUCGAGAAAGAAUGCGUGAAGCUGACGUAGAAUUGGGAAGGAGCAAUCGUUUGCUGAACACCAUGAUACGGAGCUAUCGCAAAACGACGACGUAUAUCGCUUGUGGAAUCCUACAAAGGCUUAUAUGUUAUCUCCGUUCGGAGGUAGGCUAUUUUCAGAUGUACAAUUAUCGAAAGCCCCCUCCAGAAUUACCACAAACCGAGUUUGUUGUGAUACAGUAUCCUGGAGUUAUCAAGAACCUCGAUCGUGCUCUCGACACUUUGGGUGGUUUGGCAAAAAUUUCUCAGAAUCACUUUGCUAGUCAAGCACUAGAGCUUCGUCACACACCAGAGAAUCCCUACACAAGUGCCUCAGUCUCCGAAAAGAAACUUGAUUCCACGGUUACUUCUGGUACGCUACGCUUGGUAAUGCAGUUCCGACGAAGAAAGAAGAAGCCUGACGUCAUAGAAACGACUUGUUUAGGCUUGGUGAACGUCUUAUAUACCUUUGAGACAAUGUGCGACUUCCAAUAUCUUCCGUUGAAAAAGCGACAGGAAGGUGAAGGAUUUGACGAUCUCAUCCCUCGUCUUAUACCAAGAGAUCUUCCAAGUGCCCUCUGCUGGUGGGACCGUCCAGACUCGUAUCCUGGCUACACCCCUUUGUUCCUGCCGCCCUACCAAUUCAGUCGCUACAACACUCCAUCCACGAAGAUGCUAUGCCGUGAAUCGGACUUCACGCUAGAAAAGAUCCGGAAAAGAACAGGACACGGGCAAAAUCUACGACUUGAACGAAAGGCGCUAUCAGUGACCGUGCAAGCUAACGAUCCGUUCCCGGUUGCUCCGACUGAGGAAGCUGUUCUUGAUGCAGAUUUUAGGUGUAAAAAUGAGGAGCCGCACAGAAUGUUGGCUGCACUAUUUCGAGAGCGCCCGAUGUGGACUAGAAAUGCCAUCGCUUACAAAACAGGUCUAGACGAGAACCUGCUCAAGACCUUAUUACAAAAGUAUGCAUUCUACAUCCAGUCGGGACCUUGGGGUCGGCUUUGGUGCAAGUUUGGUUACGAUCCUCGUACUGAUCCGGAGUCAAUGCUAUAUCAAACCCUGAUGGUUUCUUUCAGGUAA
Messenger RNA from Cooperia oncophora, 1614 nucleotides. The record is from the annotation of a GenBank genome assembly. NCBI's taxonomy places the organism in Eukaryota, Metazoa, Nematoda, Chromadorea, Rhabditida, Trichostrongylidae.